AUGGCCAAGGACCGCAAGUACGAGCCGGUAGACAAUGACGGCGACGGCGACGGCGACGAGCACGCCGCUUCGAUGCGCCUCCGGGCGGCGCAGAAGCUCGAGCGGCGCGCGCGGCGCUUCAUGUACGUCGCCGUCGGGCUGCUCGUAGUAUCGCUGUCUGCGCUCGUGGGCACCGCGGUGGUCCGAAAGCCGUCGAUGCUUGAGUGCGACCAGAUGGUAUCGCCCUGGUAUUUGCUGACGUUUAUGCUAUUCUUUGUAGCGUCGCUAUGGCCAGCCGUCGAGCACACCGAGGGCGACUUGGUCAACUACUUCAACCACUCGACGAUAUACAGGGGACCUCCGACAUUGGAGCGCGAGACGGCUUGGAACUCGCUGUGGUACCACCACGCCAUGCCCGUCAGCAGAGCGGGCAUAUAUGCCCUCAACAAAACAGACCCAGACCUGUACUACGAAGUCGUCGGUAGCGACCCGGAGGAGCCUACCUACGGAGCGAUUGCCGAAGUCUUCCACCAGCUGCACUGCCUGAAUCUCAUCCGCCAACACAGCUGGCCCAUUGCGCAGUUCUCCAAGGACUGGGGCGAUCUGUACCCCGACUUCCUCUGGGACAACCCGGUGCUCGGCCGCAUGCACGUCGACCACUGCUUCGAAACCCUGCGCCUGUCGCUCAUGUGCUACGCCGACAUUACGCCCGUGCUCAACCAGCACUUUGACGACCCCGACUUUGAUCGCAAGGCCGACUUCAACACCCACCACAAGUGCCGCGACUUUGACCGCAUCGCCGAGUACGUCGAGUCGAUGGGCUACGACCUACCGCCGCCCAAGUUCCUGGCCGACGAGCACGCGCACGAGAAGAGACGCUUCCUCACGCCGGUCAAGCCGGGAGGGCGGAAGUGA
Cordyceps militaris CM01 is the source of this 894-nucleotide messenger RNA. RefSeq lists its product as uncharacterized. The coding region runs from base 1 to 894 and encodes 297 amino acids. NCBI's taxonomy places the organism in Eukaryota, Fungi, Ascomycota, Sordariomycetes, Hypocreales, Cordycipitaceae. The record is from RefSeq and is a predicted model, not a curated record. Gene Ontology annotation, biological process: mycotoxin biosynthetic process. The transcript has 4 exons.